AUGUGGGGUUUUAAUCUCUUCAAGAGGCCUAAACUCAGUGGCACCCAGCUUGCAGCGAUAUUGCCACUGGCUCUGGUCCAUACGUUGGGGAACGUAUUUACUAACAUGAGUCUUGGAAAGGUUGCUGUGUCUUUUACUCACACAAUAAAAGCUAUGGAGCCUUUUUUUUCAGUGCUCCUUUCUGCUAUGUUCCUUGGAGAGAAUCCUACUGCAUGGGUGGUUGGUUCCCUUGUGCCUAUUGUUGGUGGUGUAGCGCUAGCAUCUGCUACCGAGGCCUCUUUCAACUGGGCUGGAUUUUUGAGUGCAAUGGCUUCCAAUUUGACAAAUCAGUCUCGUAAUGUUCUUAGCAAAAAGCUCAUGGUUAACAAGGAGGAAUCUAUGGACAACAUAACGCUCUUCUCAAUAAUAACGGUUAUGUCCUUCUUGAUAUCAGCUCCUGCAACUUUGUUAAUGGAGGGUGUCAAAUUUACCCCUACUUACCUGCAAUCUGCUGGAUUAAAUGUUAACGAAGUGUACAUCAGAUCUCUUCUUGCUGCACUAUGUUUCCAUGCAUAUCAGCAAGUUUCUUAUAUGAUACUGCAGAAGGUAUCACCUGUUACCCACUCUGUAGGAAAUUGUGUGAAAAGGGUUGUGGUCAUUGUGAGCUCUGUCAUCUUCUUCCGAACUCCUGUAUCACCAAUUAACGCACUUGGGACUGCUAUAGCUCUUGCCGGUGUUUUCCUGUAUUCCAGGGUGACGCGACUUAAGCCAAAGACAAUUUAA
Messenger RNA from Sphenostylis stenocarpa, 762 nucleotides. Lineage: Eukaryota; Viridiplantae; Streptophyta; Magnoliopsida; Fabales; Fabaceae. The record is from the annotation of a GenBank genome assembly.